CUUGCGCAUUACUUACAUCUACAAUUUAAGUCUAAGUAAAUGACUCUAAGGCUUCGUCUAUUCAAGUCAAUUGACGCUUGUCGGAUGUUGUUAGUCGUAAAAGAUGGGACCUGACCAAUUCAAACGACGCCCAGCAAUUGACAUCGACAGUCGACAUCGACAGUCGACAUCGACAUCCGACACAAAAAAUGAAGUUCAACCAGACGUAUGCAAUGGAUGCCAUAUUGCUUGUCAAAUGGGUCACGCGCUGAUUGGCUCAGAAAUUGAACGAGUGCGCAACAUUGAGAAUGCUACAUCUUGCUUUUUACACUAUGCUUCUGACUGCAAAUUUUCUCCCCAAUUUUAUAUAAAAUCUUUUUAUGUGAACAGGAUUGCUCACAUUUUGUGCAUAUUAUAAAAUGCCUACCACAUGCAGUGCUCCAAGAUGCACGAAUUCUAAUAAAGACGGAUAUUGCUGCACAAUGUUUGCCCAAGAUCCUAAAUUGAAACAAAAAUGGAUUGAUGCUGCCGGAAUUCCUGAUUGGAAACCUUCAAAAUCAGCUGUACUAUGUGAGGUUCAUUUUCAUUCAUCAGAAUUAUUUCGCGUUGGUAGCAAAAAACUUAUAAGGAAAGGUGCCAUACCAAGUUUGUUUUGCAAAUGUCAACAACCUAUGAAAAGGAAAUCUCUUGCAGAAAUUCAACCAGAACAGCAAUAUAAUGAAUCAAUUGAAUUUCUUCCUCACAAAAAAACAGAAUUAAGGAGUGACCAUUCAUAUGUUGCUGUAGAAAAUUCUGAGAAACAAGAAAAAAAGAGAUGUAAUAGAGAACAGUAUGUAAUUGAUGAAUUGCAAGAACAUAAUUAUUUUUCUCUUUCAAAAAAAAGAAAAUCUAUUGAGUCACGUAAGAAGUAUGUCCAUACUACACAUUGUGUUAUAAUGAAAAAACCUAUUAAUAUAAAUACAUUGGAGACAUAUCAAUAACCUGAAGAGAAAAAUUACAAAUCAAAUUCUAAUCUAGACAUACAUAUAUCAUCAGAAUGUAUUGAAAAAAA
Messenger RNA from Acromyrmex echinatior (Panamanian leafcutter ant), 1030 nucleotides. RefSeq lists its product as uncharacterized. The record is from RefSeq and is a predicted model, not a curated record. Lineage: Eukaryota; Metazoa; Arthropoda; Insecta; Hymenoptera; Formicidae.